AUGCAAGUUCAACUCGUUUACAGGAAAAACGAUGAGGAACCUAUUCUAUUGGAAAUGCAUGGCCAACUCAGCUCCGUUGACGAUUUAGAUGGACAAGACUUAGGCUCUUUGCAAUGGUUGAGCGAAAAAGAAGCAAUGCUGGCGAUUGGUGCGCAAAUUAUACGUGGAAAACUCAUUGAGCUCGAGAAUCCAUUGCUAUUGACGAAAACGUCGGAUCUUGUUGGACUUCAACAAACGGACAACGUGCAACUCGAGAUUUCUCAUGUGAUCACCCACAAAUUACUCUUUAACACGAAACCCUGCGACAUCGCUGACACGUUGAUGCCGAGGAUUGAGGAAAAAGAGAAUGGGACACUCUCACAACAUUCCACACAACAAUCCACCCAA
Molecule: messenger RNA, 387 nt
Organism: Mesorhabditis belari
Lineage: Eukaryota; Metazoa; Nematoda; Chromadorea; Rhabditida; Rhabditidae
Source: the annotation of a GenBank genome assembly